Molecule: messenger RNA, 4061 nt
Organism: Gadus macrocephalus (Pacific cod)
Lineage: Eukaryota; Metazoa; Chordata; Actinopteri; Gadiformes; Gadidae
Product: trafficking protein particle complex subunit 14-like
Exons: 11
Coding region: 250-1887 (545 amino acids)
Biological process (GO): cilium assembly
Cellular component (GO): TRAPPII protein complex
Molecular function (GO): alpha-tubulin binding
Source: RefSeq, a predicted model, not a curated record
GCUCGAUUAGCCAUCCUGACGACUGCCCUCUUGUCAAAGAGAAGCAGCGAAAACAGUCGGGACUCAAGUUUUUUCAAUUCAUUCUACAUAUUUAUAAUCGGCGAUGGCUGUAGUUUAAGAAGUUUUUAUGUUCUUUUUGACGGAUGGCUCCCAGAGCGAAAAGCGACCGGCGUGCAUGUUUUUACUUUUGAAGUUAGUUGUAUCAUCAAAGGCGGCUAGGCAGGAAAGCUACCCCCAGGCACCUGCGCUAUGGUCGCGAUGAUAGAAUCACAAUGCGAGUACUUCAUGUAUUUCCCCGCCGUCCCGAUCUCGGACCUAUCCGACGCGGCCAAAUUCAGGAGCGUCCCCCAGCGGAGGCACCUCUAUCUCGGCGAGACGGUGCAGUUCCUUCUGGUGCUGCGGUUCAGGGAUGGAGGAGCGACAUCCACCAAGGCUGGCUGGAGAGAACUGGUGCGGUCUCUCUCGGCGGUGGCCAGUGUGUCACUUGGCGAGCCGCAGCAACCUAGACCCGAAUCAAGUCAGUUUCAGCAAGACUUUCAGAGUAGUUGCAGCGAGGAUGGGGGAGAUGAAGAGUGCGAGAUGGAAGAGGCGACCCCGUGUCGGGUGGAAGAGAGGACCAAAGUUUUUAGACACUGCAAGCCUCUUCUCAAUCACAACGUCGGACGGCAGAACCGGACAGAAGAGUUUCAGUCACCCCUCGAGGCACCGGUGGUGGUGAACGAUGAGGUGGUGUUCCCGCUGACGGUGUCCCUUGACAAGCUGCCGGUCAAUACAUUCAAAGCCAAGAUCGUGGUGACGGUGUGGAAGGAGGAGCAGGAGAAGGUGGAGGUCAGGGAGCAUGGGUACCUGAGGGUUCUGCAGCUCAUGAGCCCCCUGCAGAUCUUCGGACAGGACCUCGGCUCCUUCAAGGCCCAGGUCAGCACCACACUGUGCGUUCUUCCUCCGCCCGCAGUCCAAUGCCAGCAGAUGACUGUGUCGGGUAAACACCUGACAGUGCUCAAAGUGCUGAACAGCAGCUCCCUGGAGGAUCUGUGCAUUCGGGACAUGAAGAUCCUCCCCAACUACAACUCGUCCUACCUGCCCAUGAUGCCGGACGGCUCGGUCCUGGUCAUGGACAACGUCUGCCACCGCUCGGCCGAGGUCACCACGGCCUCCUUCAGACGGGUGGCCAGCGAGUCUUCGCGCCUACCCAGCAUGCUCUCUGCCUUGGAGGAGCAGAACUUCCUGUUCCAGUUGCAACUGCGAGAUCGGCCUGAAGAAGACUCGGAUGAGGGUCUGGAGCUGCCACUCAUCGCUGUGGUUCAGUGGUCCGUGUCCAGGCUGCCCUUCCUCAGAUACAUCAGCACCCACUACACCCUGCCCAGCGUGCGCCUGAACCGCCCCCAGCUGGUGAUGACCGCUUCCUGUCUCGGCGGCGUGCGACCCCGGGAGUGCUUCCAGGUCAAGUACACGCUGCUGAACAACCUCAGGGACUUCCUGUCCGUCCGUCUGGUGUGGACGCCGCCUGGCAGCGGCGGGGCUGGCUGUGCGGGGGACGUCCCGGGUGGGCUGGGGGCGGUGGUCUGCCGGACCCCCCACACCGACCUCGGCCCCUGCCGCAAGGGCAGCAUCGUGUCCUUCAGCGUGGGCUUCCAGAUACUCCAGGAGGGCCUGUUUGAGCUGAGCCAGAACAUGAAGCUGAAGCUCCAGUUCUCGGCGCUGGACGCCGUGUGCAGCCCCAGCAGGGAGGGCCGGGGGCCGGGGGGCCCGGCGGCUCUGGGGGCCCCGGGGGUCCGGGGCGGCUCCCCCUCCAGCCCCCGUCACGUGCGAGAGCUGCUGGAGCGCAGGUCCCAGAGCUUCUCCCACGAGCAGCCCCCAGGACCCCGUUCACCAGGGCUGCCAGUGUGAUGGAGCGCGGCGCCGUGACCCCCCCGGUGGGCUCCCCCUCGGGACGGCCCUCCCCCCUCUACCUGCCCCCCGGCCGCCCCCCCCGCGCUGCCCGGCCUGGACAAGAUCGCCAAGCGGGAGUGCAAGGUGCUGGUGGUGCUGGCACCACAGGCUCUCUAGCGCUCUCUCUUCCUGUCUCUCUCUUCCUGUCCCUCUCUUUCUAACUCUCUCUCUUUCUGUCUCUCUCUUUCUGUCUCUCUUCCUUUCUGACACUCUUUUUGUCUCUCUCUCUUUUUGUCUCUCUAGCUCACUUUCCUUCUGUCUUUCUUUCUGUCUCUCUGUCUCUCUUUCUGUCUCUCUGUCUCUCUGUCUCUCUGUCUCUCUGUCUCUAUCUCUCUCUCUCUCUCUCUGUCUCUGUCUCUGUCUCUGUCUCUGUCUCUCUCUCUCUCUCUCUCUCUCUCUCAGUCAUGAGAUGUUGGUCAAACCACUGGAGAUUACAUGGUCACACACAGUAAUGGAAGACUAUUUAAGUCUAUGGUCACACUGGAGAAAUAUGUGUAAAGUCACAGACACUGGGGGAAUAUUCCAUAGUCACAGACACUGGAUUAAUCUAAACUAUGGUCACAGACACUGGAGGAAUAUGUGUAAAGUCACAGACACUGGGGGAACAUUUCAAAGUCUCAGAUAAUGGAGAAAACUCAUGUAACCCGAGACUAUUUAAGACUAUGGUCACAGACAUUGGAGAAAUAUGUGUAUUUUCUCAGAAACUAGAGAAAUAUCUGUCUUUAUAAACAGACACUGGAGAAAUAAGUGUCUAUAUUAACAGACACUGGAGAAAUAUGUGUCUAUUUUCACAGACGCUGGGGAAAUAUGUCUUUAUUCACAGACACUGGUGGAAUAUUUCAUAGUCACAGACACUGGAUUAAACUCAAGACUAUUCAAGACUUUAGUCUCCGACACUGGAGAAACAUGGAACGGACAUAUGAAAAUAAUAACACAUGCAAAGAUUCAAGAUUCAACACGCUGUAAGCCAAUUCGCCUUCUGUUCUAACUCUCAACCUCCCCCGCCGAGAGAGCGAGAGUUAAGAAAGCACGAGGGAGAUGAGCCAAAAGGAGCGACAGACCUGAGGCGUUCUGCUAUAUAAAAACACAAGAAAGGCCUAAUGUGAUGAUGAGGAGAUGGUGAUGGUGAUGGUGGGGGGGGGGGGGGGGGGGGGGGGGGGGGUGUCGGUGUCAGUGAUGAGGGAAGGGGACUUACCCCGAAGGAUGUCUUGCUAGCUGAGUCACACAUUUUAUUAGCCUUUAUAGAAGCAAAUGGACACGUACACACACACACGCACACACACGCACACACAGGCACACACAGGCCCGCUCACGCACACAGACAUCAGUCAUGAAGUCAAUGACCUUUUAUUGGUUUUAUUAUGAGAGAUGGCUCCUCCUGUAAAAUGAUGAGUUAGGCAAAACAUUCCUACAUGCGCUGACGGAGAGGUGGAAAAAGGCUGAUCUCACUGGUUCAAGUUACAAGCUCAGUUGUGUGUGUGUGUGUGUGUGUGUGUGUGUGUGUGUGUGUGUGUGUGUGUGUGUGUGUGUGUGUGUGUGUGUGUGUGUGUGUGUGUGUGUGUGUGUGUGUGUGUGUGUGUGUGUGUGUGUGUGUGUGGUUUCUCGUUGCUGUGUUCAAUGCAUUUGCUUCUGUUUCUGUGAUUUCGAGGCCGAAAUUGAACUCAUGACUGCAUUUUCAAUGAUGUAUUUUGACUGUAUGUUAAUGUAUUAUUUUGCCUUAAUAAUGAUAGUUCUGUAAAAUGGCCACUGAGGUUCGAAUGUGGCGUUUAACUAAAUGUGAAUAUUUGAAUUGUAAAGGUAUGAUGUUAUACUUUGCAAAAUAGUGAAGAGGAUUAUGGUUCUUUACACUGUUCCCCAAUAAGACCUUAUAUGGUACGUGACCAUAUAUGACACAAGGAUGUUGCUUGGACCAAUGGAAAGGCACAUAGCUACUGUGAUGGUGACUGCUGGUCCUAAUGUUUACAAUCGCACCUUUUGUUCCAUGGUUGCUGAAGGUUUAGAUUGCAUUUCUUCAUUACAUUUCAGAGCUAUUUUCGGUUGUAAUAACUGCGUUUUAUUUUUAUACUAAUAGUCCUGAGUUGGGGCUUGCUCACAUUGUCAUACUAGUUGAAUAAACAAACGGUUGCUGUGAA